UGGGUCGUUUCGUUUAAGUUGAUUUCUAUCCUUAACUUUUUCCUUUUUUGGGAGUGUCUCGUUCAAUUUUGUAGAUUUGGUAAAAAUGCUUCUUCAAAAUGAGGUAGUUUUUGUUUAUUCAUUUAUUCUGUUGGUGGGUUCUAAAGGUAUGCUUCCUGUCAUGAAAUAAUACAAGGGAGAAAAAAAAAUUAGUCGAAAUUAUUUAGUUCUUGUAGUUAUUGUGGUGACGCUUGACUAGUUCGAGUUAGAGUAAAAGUGUUCUUUAAAUUGAGUUACAGGACCGUUUGAGCUCCAGUUUCGAAUAUGUACUAAGCAGCAUAAAAAAUGGCGGUAGCUUAACUUGACUAGAUUGCAGUCCUAUUAAAUAGAAUAAUUAAUAGUUGAACCAGAGGUCAAUUGGAACCAGAUAUGUUGAAUAUCUCUAGUAUUUUGUCAUUUUUCUUGUUGCUAACUGGCUGAUUGUGCAGCUGACACCUGAAUAGGUUCAUUGCUGAAUUAUGCUAUAUGAGUGGGCACAACUUGAUGAGAUGUGUAUAUCCUUAGUUAACCAGAUAAAAAAAUAAAUUGAUUCACUUUGAUUAGUAAUUUUAUUUGAAAGAAAAAACUGAAGCUUUAUGAACUCUGGCUAAAAGACAUUAAAAAUUGCUAGCUGAAUCGCUGAUCUUAUAGCCAGCAGAGUUAAAUAGGAGUCGCAUAAAGAUGAUAGUCAAGGGAGGGGAUCGUGUAGUGAACUUCAUGCUCUAUUUUGACAUUGGUUUGUUCAUGUUUGGAAAAACUCAACCAUUACCAAACUAUUUGGAUGUAACAAUCUCUGUGUUUCCUUUGUCGAAUUGUCAUUAAACUUGUAACUUGAGGCGAAUCUGCUAAUGUUAUCAACUUUUAGAGUUUGUCGACUCCAUAUAUCACUACAUAUAUUUAUUUUGUCAAUUUUAGUUCCAAAAUAGCUGCUAGAAGUCGUCAAUUUUAGUUGUGUGGCCCUUUCUUAAUAAAUAGUUUAUCCUAGUUUUGUUGAUUUUCUGGAGCUGAAGUGUCAAUUUGGACGAGGUUGGCACUUAUGCUUUUAGGAAGAUUAAAAUUUAUAUUUGUUGUAAGAGAUUUAAAUUUUCCUAACCAUGGAUUUCUGGUUUAGAUCAGAGGUGGAUCAUAACUUUCUCUGAUUGUAACUGGAGUUGUGGUGUUCAUGGUUUGGGUUUGGGUCGAUAGUAAGGCUGCUAGCAGUUCAAUGUGCCAAGGGAAAUAUAAUAUAGCACUCCACUUCCACUGUCAUUGGCUGGAAACUAGAGCCUUUUCUGCGGUCAAUGUAGAAAUCCAGAAUUACAAACUUAUGGCGCCAAAUCCUAAGUUUGCAAAGGCUUACAAGGCUAUGAGAGCUCUCGGUUAUCCUCAGCAUAUUGUAAAACCUGUAUUAAAGAGUCUUUUGGACGUGUAUAACCAAAAUUGGCAGCAUAUUGAGGAUCAGAACUAUACUGUUCUGGUGGAUGCUAUUCUUGAGAGUGAGGAAUGCAAGGAAAGGGAACAGCAGAAAUUCCACUUAGUAGAUGAGCCAGAAGAGGAUGAGCCACCAUUGAAAAAGUCAAGAUUGAGAAGUCAAGCUGUUCAAGCUUUGUCUUCUCCUGGUGAUUCCAGCCCAAGUUUUAAAGGAACUAUGGAUAAGCCAGUUCAUCAUGUUGAAUAUGUAAUUCCUGAAUCUAAUGGGAAGGAAAAGAUGAUUGAGUCGGUUCAUGUUCAUCUCUUUGAUAAUGAAACAGAAGCCAAGGUCCUGUCUCCGGUGCCACAUUAUCGAAGAGAAGUGAAAACCACUACUCCAAAUUCUUCUUCAGGAUCAAAACCAAAAAAGAAAAUUCAUGUGUCGGCUCAUGAUAAAACCAACGAGUCUGAUUUGCUCUCACCAGGAACACAACUUAAUGAGAAUUGUGAUACUUACACCUCCUGUUCAAUCGUUCCCAGAAUGGUAGAUGAAACAGGUAAAAAAGAGCUGUUGCCUGAUGACCUAUCAGAGCUUGAGGUUCCUCUCUCUGUAGUUCUUCCUGAUAAUGUGGAAUUGUUGACUCAAGGUGAUUCUUCUAAUGCAAAAGAACCUUUUUCAACAUCACUUGAACUGAUUGAUCUUGACAUGGAAGAUCCAUCUGCAUUCUCUCUAUGUUAUGAAGAUGAAUCUUCAAGUGGAAAGGAUUCUCUUCCUCAAGGAAAUCGUCUGGAAUAUGAAUGUUCAGUUGCAACAAAAGAGGAAAAUAAAUCCUCAACCUCUUCACAAAUAGACAUUGCUUCUUCUUCCAGCGGGGAGGUUAAACUUUCUAUAAUCUAUGAAUCUUCCCUUCCAUCAAAUUUUUGUAUUCCAAGUUUAGAUGCCCUCUUUAGGCGGAUGGAGGAAAAGCUUCAUAAAUCAUACAGAAUCAAUCAAUCUGGUUUCUCUGUGAUGAAUCUGAUGAAAGAUAUAUGUGAGGGCUUUUUAGCAGUGGGGACCAACACCACUCUUGAUGAUGGAGUAAGUUCUGCUGAUGCACAUGCCAAUCCAGUUGCUCCUAGAAUUUUAGAUACUCAAGAUGUUUUAAAUAGGAAUGUCAGUCAUCAAGUUGGUUUUUGCGUUGCGCCGAAUAUUUCACUGGGGUCUGUAGAGUUUCAAAGCCUAAAUGAAGCUCCACCCAAGAUUCCAAAGUUUCAAAGUUUGAAUUGUUUUAACUUAAGCCGCUGCAAGAUAGAUUUAACCAUGCAGGGGUCCUUCAGUGAACGGAACAAAAACAGUCUAGCACUUGGAGACCAAAAAUCUUCAACUUCAACCAGUAUGGUGAUUGUUCAGACGCAACAUUUUUCUAAUGACAUGCUCAGUUCUGCUUAUUAUAUUGAUGAUAUUACAAGAGGGGAAGAGAAUUUGGAGAUUUCAUUGAUAAAUGAAAUUAACAAUGAGCAUCAGCCUAUUUUUAAGUACAUUCCCAGAAACAUCACUUAUCAAAGUGCGUAUGUUAAAUUUCUUCUUGCUCGUAUAUCUGAUGAGAAUUGCUGUUCCAAUUGCUUUGGAGAUUGUUUAUCUUCCAAAAUCCCUUGUGCUUGUGCUGGUGAAACUGGUGGUGAGUUUGCUUACAUGCCAGGGGGUAUUGUUAAAGAAAAGUUUCUUGAAGACUGUAUGUUGAUGAAUCGGAGUCCCCAGCAGAAAAAUCUUUUCUACUGUCAAGAGUGUCCACUAGAAAGGUCCAAAGAUAAAAACUUAUCUGGCAAAUGCAAGGGCCAUCUUGUCAGGAAGUUUAUAAAAGAGUGCUGGUAUAAAUGUGGUUGUAUUAAGGAUUGUGGCAAUCGCGUUGUUCAGCGAGGCAUAACAUGCAAAUUGCAGGUGUUUAUGACACCCGAAGGAAAAGGAUGGGGUCUUAGAACCCUUGAGGACUUGCCUAAAGGUGCCUUUAUUUGUGAGUAUGUGGGAGAAAUAGUGACCAACAUGGAACUUUUUGACCGAAAUUCACAACACACUGGAAAGAAGCACACAUAUCCUGUGCUGCUAGAUGCGGACUGGUGUACCGAAGGAGUCCUGAAGGAUGAGGAAGCCCUUUGUUUGGACGCUACCUUUUAUGGAAAUGUUGCUAGAUUUGUCAAUCACAGAUGUGACGAUGCAAACUUGGUUGAGAUUCCAGUUGAAGUGGAGACUCCAGAUCAUCACUAUUACCAUCUUGCUUUUUUCACGACAAGGAAAGUUGAUGCUUUUGAAGAGUUGACGUGGGACUAUGGCAUUGACUUCAGUGAUCAUACUCAUCCAGUGAAGGCUUUCAAGUGUGGCUGCGGUAGUCAAUUCUGCCGAGACAAGAAAUCUUUGAAAAGUGUUAGAUCCCGCGGAUAAUUCUCAGAGAAUGAAGCUGGAAAAGGGUGUCCAUGCUUCGAUAUGCUGUGUUGCAAUCUUUUUUGCUUGUUUUUAAGGUGGUCUAUGCUAAUUAAGAGAUCAAUUGCAUGUAGUGUUAUGCACCAUACUUAGUCAUACUUCUGUCAAAUUCUCAACAGUGGCAAGGGAUAACGGAUGUAGUUGGCGUGCGUAGUACAGAAUUGGUUGAUUAAAAGAAUUUCCAUGUUGAGAGUACAGCACUCUAUGACUCUGUACAAACACAUAUGGUUUCAGUUGCUAAAGUUUAUUGGUUUAAGGGCGCAUACAGUUAUGUACAAUACAUUUGUCCUUUUUGUCAA
Messenger RNA from Coffea arabica (coffee), 4161 nucleotides. The record is from RefSeq and is a predicted model, not a curated record. NCBI's taxonomy places the organism in Eukaryota, Viridiplantae, Streptophyta, Magnoliopsida, Gentianales, Rubiaceae.